GAUAGCGUAAUACUAUCAACAGUUUCGAAACUAAGACCACCAUGUCACAAUUAAACAUCGAAGGUGAUUUCCAAGAUAUAUCUGCUCCUCAAUUGGAGUUCAUCAAAAAAGUGGUUGAGGAAAAUGGAUUUAAAGACAGCAAAGUGACAAUUAAAAAUUUUGGAGAAGUAGGUGAUAACUAUGGAGCGAGCGUUAAAAGGGUUACCGUAGAGGGGGAGAAUGGAAAUCUGUCGAUGAUAGCCAAACUUGCACCUACUACUGAAUUCCUUCGGGCCCGUGCGAACACUCAGAUCACAUUCGGCAAUGAACAUUUAAUGUAUACGAAAUUUCUACCGAAAUUAGUAGAACUACAGAAGAAGGAAGAAAUACCAGAAGAAGAGUUAUUCAAAUUUCCAAAAUGUUAUGGUUCAAACCCUGAAGCACCCAAUGAAGUCAUCUUACUAGAAGAUCUCAAAUGUAAAGAUUACACUAUGCAAAACAGAAUGAAGUCACUAUCAGAUGAAUGUGUGACUGAUAUACUGAAGAGUUUAGCAGUCUUACAUUCUUUUUCCUAUGUUUUAAAGCAUAAAGAACCAGAUACUUAUAAUUAUUUCAAAGACAAUUUAAAGGAUUUCAUGGCAGCAUUCACAGAUGCACCAAAUUUCGAUAUGAAUAAUUUCGAAGUACUAGAAAACUUUGUGAUUGAAAUACUAGAGGAUCCGGAACAUAAAAAUAUUAUGAAAAACAAAUUAUGCAAGAUACCUGAGGCAGCUGCCAAAAUGGCGAAACUGGAAAAUGAUAGUCGAUAUGCUGUUAUUCUACAUGGUGAUGCGUGGACAAACAAUAUUAUGUUCAAAUUUGAAGGCGAGACUCUAAAAAGCUCAAUGUUGAUAGAUUACCAGCUAUCAAAGAAUGCCAGUCCAGCUUACGAUCUUCUGUACUUGCUCUUCAACUGCACCGACUAUGAGACCAGACACAAGAACUUCUACAACUGGUUGGACUACUACCAUUCACAACUGGACAAAUCUUUGUCCAACUUUGGUCUCAAAGCCAACUACGUCUACCCAAGAGACCAAUUAGACGCUGAUCUGAUGAGAUAUGGUAAAAUGAUGUUUGGAUGGUGUGUAGUCCUAUGUUCUAUAUUGACUGCUAAGCCCGAAGAAGCUGCGAAGUUUAAGGAGUCCAUGGAAUCUGAAGUGCCAGUUGAACCUACUACUGAUGCUGCUGAUUUCUUCCAUGCUGAUACAACUAUCCGACUUAGAGAUAGAGUCACUGGAAUUAUUAAGAGUUUUAUUGAUUACGGUUUAUUUGUUUAAGGUUUAAAAUCAAAGCAUCUGUUUUACCAUCACUGGUAUCCGAUAUCAAGUACCCGAUAAACCAAUGUGAAAGAUAGUUCAUACAAAUUGCGUUCUUAAUUCUUUAUCUGGGACAUAUCGACUAUCCAGACAUUGUGAAAUAGACCCUUAUUAAAUAGAAGAGAACUUGUCAAGGAUAUUUAAUUGAGACAAUGUGA
This is a messenger RNA of Spodoptera frugiperda (fall armyworm), 1492 nucleotides long. RefSeq lists its product as uncharacterized. The coding region runs from base 42 to 1295 and encodes 417 amino acids. The transcript has 2 exons. The record is from RefSeq and is a predicted model, not a curated record. NCBI's taxonomy places the organism in Eukaryota, Metazoa, Arthropoda, Insecta, Lepidoptera, Noctuidae.